GCAUGGGGCCUAUCGUAGUCACAAAAUGAUUCAACUCUCUCGACGCCUGGCGGCGUCUGCGCCAACCCCGUUGUCUGAAAACAUUGUAUUCAGACGGAUAGUCAAGCCUAGAUGGGUAAUUGAACCGCCAAACUAUACUAGGACCCCGCUGUGGAAGCAGUUCUUCGAAGGCCAAUUUGCCAGCCGAAACUUCUUCAUAUUCGGUGGAACGUGGACAGCUAUCGCAUCAUUCGGAUUUAUGGCAUGGUAUUCCAGGAUUUUCGACACUCCGCCCAGGGAAAGACUUGAUCGUUACUGGUUCAACUCACCUAAAUUCCGCAUCCUUAGUGCAUUUUAUAACCCGGGGAAACGCCCAGGUGCUACUAUAUCUAUGAUGACCUACGAGGUACGCUACUUUGACAAGGGCAAUGACCAUCCCUUCAAUGUUAAUGAAAUCAAGGACUACCUUUUCAAACUCAAAGAAAAUUAUCUUAUUGAGAAUCACCCGGGCGUUCAAUACCCACAUGUCUUUAGACAACACAGUAACGUGAAGACACCUGCGAAAUUUGUGGUCAACCUUCACUGACACUAUUAUAUAAUGUCAUCUAACAUAU
Messenger RNA from Babesia bovis T2Bo, 593 nucleotides. Its product is annotated as putative integral membrane protein. The transcript is spliced from 3 exons. Bases 26 to 565 code for a protein of 179 amino acids. The record is from RefSeq and is a predicted model, not a curated record. Lineage: Eukaryota; Apicomplexa; Aconoidasida; Piroplasmida; Babesiidae.